AUGGCGACGGCUAAUGUACUCCCCGCCGACGCGGUAGCUCCAAGACUCGACUACUUAUUGCGUCGUGCCCGUGUUGUCAAACAGAGUACCGCUAUCGAUCCUCCACUCCAGGUUUCCGAUCUUGUACCGGAAAGCGAACCUCUUCUCGGUGAGAUCGAAGGAGGAAAGGAAGUGCGGACGCUUGCGGUGGAAAGUGCAGCGAAGAGUGUCUUCUAUGCCAAUCUUGGUUCCACUCGGAUUGAGGAGCCGGCCUUCGUAACCGUAUGGAAUUUACUCGAUAUCCUGCAGUAUUGUGGAGAUAGAGACCUUUGCUCUCCGCAGCUCGUACUGUUGCUCAUCGAAGAAUUGCUUGACAGCCAGUCGAUCUCGGGAUGUCGCGUGGUAUUCAACUUUCUCGAGUCGCGCAGAGAAACUAUCAUCGCCAUCAACUCUAAGAAUAAGGACCUUGUUAUCCUACGAUUAUGCAACGAGCUGCUCCGCCGGCUGUCUCGAGCAGAAGACCCAGUCUUCUGUGGCCGUGUUUACAUAUUCAUGUUCCAGAGCUUUCCCUUGGGUGAUAAGAGUUCAGUAAAUUUGCGCGGAAAUUUCCACGUCGAGAAUGUGACGACAUUCGAGGACUUUUUGAAGGAAUCGAAAACGGACGAGGAUUCUAUGCAAAUCGAUGCUGGCGGAUCCGUUCCUACCCCCAAAGAAGAGUCGACAUCAGGGACACCAGUCAUUCAAGCUGAAGAUUCCGAAAAGAGCAAGGACGCAAAACCUACCACUCUUGACACUGAGACCCUCUACCCUGUAUUCUGGUCUCUGCAGCACUCCUUCUCGAACCCACCAAGGCUUUUCGAAGAAGACAAUUUCAAACAAUUUCAGAAGAGCUUGGAGGCGACGCUAGCCAAGUUCAGGGAGGUGCCAAAAGUCAUACAGGCCGGAGAUUCAGAGCGGAAGAAGGGACAAAAAUCGCGAGAAGGUGACGCCUACGAUGCAUUCGCCAACUCCUUUAAUCCAAAGUACCUCACAAGCCGUGAUCUCUUCAAGCUCGAGCUGAGUGAUCUCGCCUUCCAACGUCACAUCCUUGUCCAAGCACUGAUACUUAUCGACUUUCUGUUGACCCUAACCGAGGGGUCGAAAAGCAAGCCAUUCUACCAAAAUGCGCAGAAAGCGAUGCAGUACAGCUUCACACUCCGCGAGGAAGACACCGAGUGGGCAUUGGGCAUCAAGACUGCCAUUGCAAAUUACCUGCAGGAAGGCCCAGAUGGCAAAUUCUACUACCGGAUGGUGGAUACCGUGCUUUCGCGCGACAAAAACUGGGUGCGAUGGAAGAUGGAGAACUGCCAGCCAUUCACUCGAGACAGAGUGCCCCCAGCAGAUUUUCAACAAGCCAAGUCUGGGGCACAGAAAGCUGUCGUUGGUAAGAAAGCCUCGAAACCCAUGGGCGUUCCCAGUACCUUGAACUUCCUCUACAACAACGAAGCGGAUAAGGGGCUCUCUCAGCUACGACAACGUGACAGGUUCAAUGUGCCAAAUGCAGAGUCAUAUGCAAAGAAGGUCAAGAUGACCGACUUAGAUCUGGAAAUGACUGACGCAGAGGAGGAGAAGCGGCAAGCGGGGGAGAAGAAAUCUAGCUACGUCUGGCGAGGCCUUCGCCUGGCUUCGAAGACGCAGCUAAGCUGCUUCGAUAGGAUCGAGCAUGGCAAAGGGCUGGAGGCUCUUCAGCCGGCCACCUCUUCCAUUGAGGCGACGGGCGUUGACGCUGCACCCACUACUUCGGAUGACCAGGGGGUAAUUCCGCAGGACGAGCAUCAGAGCGUCGAGGAGCAGCGGCCCGACCAGCGUAGUCAAGUGACUGCGGAACCAGCGGCGUAG
Molecule: messenger RNA, 1857 nt
Organism: Alternaria atra
Lineage: Eukaryota; Fungi; Ascomycota; Dothideomycetes; Pleosporales; Pleosporaceae
Exons: 7
Coding region: 1-1857 (618 amino acids)
Biological process (GO): mRNA export from nucleus; regulation of DNA-templated transcription elongation
Cellular component (GO): THO complex part of transcription export complex
Source: RefSeq, a predicted model, not a curated record